AUGGGAGAUCGAAAAGAUGGAGAAAAUCAAGUCGAUAACUUGGCCACUAUGUUGCAAGACUUAGUGCAACGAAUGGACAACUUGUCUACACAAAUUGAUCAACGCAUGGAGACCUUAGCAAAUGAAGUUCAUCAAGUGAGAGAGGGCCAAAGUCAAUAUAGGGCUAAUGUAGUGCAUGGUAAUGCCCAACUACCACCACCAAGGAGGCAAUUGGGUGUUGAAAUAGGUGAAGAUGCUAUGAGGGAGCCUCGAGCUCCUUGGGCAGCCGCUAGCGGAGGUCCAUUAGAUCGUUUGAGAGAGCAAUUAGCUGGAGGAGAGACUUAUUUGGAUAACUUGCGUCCAAGGAGAUUUGGUGAUAGAGUUGAGCCAAAAGAUAAUAUCAAGUACAAGAUUCCUAAGUUUAAUGGGAGGGGUACUCCUAAAGAUUACUUGGAUUGGGAAUCAAAGUUGGACUUGUACUUCGACUACAAUCCUUUUGCAAAAACAAAAAAGGUACAAAUUGCUAUCCGUGAGUUUGUUGAGAAUGCAUUAAAUUGGUGGAAUCAGUUGGUACAAGCUAGGAGGGCUGAAGUUGAAGAAGCUCCACAAGCCACUAUGGCUAAGUUUCUUGCUGGAUUGAAUAGAGAGAUCCAUGACAUUGUUGAGAUGCAACAACAUUAUGAUCUAGAAGAGAUGUUACGAAAUGCAUUGAAGGCCAAAGAUUCAAUUGAGCAAUCAGAAACUUUGCGAGAGCUGAAUUUCAACUGUGAAUUGCAACCCCUUUGUAUUGACUAUCCAGCCAUGGAUAUGUCUUACAAAUUGAAGCCAGGAGUAAUCCGUAUGCUGCCGAUUUUUCAAGGAGAACAUCAUGAGAAUCCUCAUGAACAUCUGCAAAGUUUCUUUCUGAAGUGUGCCACAGUCACUGGGAUGCCUGAAGAAGACUUGAAACUUCGAACUUUUCCUGUCACAUUAGACGGAAAGGCAAAAGAAUGGUUCUUAAGACUACCACCCAAAUCCAUAAAAUCUUGGAAAGAGAUGGAAACAAUAUUUCUGAAUAAAUACUUUCCGGAAGCUAAGCGUGCUGAUGUCAGAAUAAAGAUCAACACUUGUCAACAAUUGAAAGGCGAAAAGUGGUACCAAUACUGGGAGAGAUAUAACCAGAUCUGCGCAAGUUGCCCCUACCACAACAUCAGCGAAACACUUUUGAUUCAACACUUUUAUGAUGACCUUAUUUAUGAAGAUCGCACCUAUGUCGACGCUGCCAGUGGAGGAGGACUUACAUUCAAAACCCCUGAAGAAGCAAGGAAGCUGCUCAACACUAUGGUAGAGAACAUACACCAAAUUGGUACAACCAAUGAAGCCGACGCAGCAAAGGAGUCUGAGAUAUCGGAAAUCCACAAGGAGCUAAAAGAGUUCGUAGAUGAAACCAAAUACACCAUAUCCUCAUUGACUGCUCAAUGUGGAAUUUUAACAAUGAUGUUUACUAAUUUCAUGAAUAUCCAAUCACAAGCUUAUGCUCAAAUUCCCCCAUAUGUGCCACAAGGACCUAUGAGAGGAAACAUACAAGGUCAUGGGAUCAAUGCCAUUGGAGAACUUCUAUAUCGAUACCCACAAGAGUUGGAAUCACAUGAUAUGCUAUUACAACCUACGAUAUCUUCACCUCCAGCACCUGUUUUCCCUGAUACAUCCUCACCAAUUGAUGAAUUCGACGAGCAAAUACAAGGAGAUAUGGAGACUUCAACCGAGAUCAAGAACGACUUACCUGCUGCAAUAAACGAUGAACAUCAACAAUCAGAAGAAGAAUGGAUGGAGGAGAUGCAAGCUAAGUAUGAUCCACUACCAUUCCCUCAAAGGUUUGCUCAACAACUCAAUUUACUUCGGAAAUUAGAGGUAAACAUUCCUUUAGUUGAUGAAAUAGUCAAAGUACCAAGUAUAGGGAAGAAUGAAGUAGGUAAUGCUAUGUGUGAAUAUGGAUCUUUGAUCAAUAUCAUGCCUUAUUCUGUUUAUAAGCAACUGAAAAUAGAACCUCUACUUGAAACUGAUCUUAUUAUCCAAUUUGCUGAUAGAACUAAUCAUAAACCUGAAGGAAGACCGCUUUUGAUUGCAGCAAGUAUGGAAUUCAACGCAAAAGAAGGAACAAUCACUAUGGAAUUCGAUGGGAAGCUUAUUGUAUUCAACAUAAGUGAAGCAAUGAAAGCCCCUACCGAAGUUCAUUCUAUCUAUUCCAUUGACACAAUUGGUACUUACUCAGAAGAAGUACAAGAACUCAAUCAAGAAGAUGAACUUGAGGUGAUCCUCACCAAAAGUUUACAUCAACAAGACGUUGAAGAAGUAGAAGUCGAGAUGCCAAAAGAGAUUGCAGAAACUGUCAGCGAACUAUCAUUCAACGAAGAGGUGGAGACGAUUUCUUACAUCAAUCUGGAGCCAACGCCCAAGCCGUUACCAUCCAUCAUUCAACCUUCAGAAGUCAAGCUGAAACCGCUUCCCGAAGGCCUGAAACAUGUUUUCCUUGGAGAUAAUGAUACCCUGCCUGUUGUUAUUUCAAAUAGUAAAUGGAUUAGCCCGGUCCAAGUAGUUCCAAAGAAGUCUGGAUUCAUGGUCGUAGAAAACAAGGACGGAGAGCUAGUUCCUCAAAGAUUGCAGAAUGGAUGGAGAGUAUACAUUGACUACAGAAAGCUGAACUCCACCACAAGAAAAGAUCACUUUCCGCUGCCAUUCAUUGAUCAGAUGCUGGAAAGAUUAGCUUGCAAGGCCUACUAUUGUUUUCUAGAUGGAUACUCGGGAUAUUUUCAAAUUCCACUUGCACCUGAAGAUCAAGAGAAGACCACGUUUACAUGCCCUUUCGGUACGUAUGCUUACACAAGAAUGCCUUUUGAUUUAUGGAAUGCACCUGCAACUUUUCAAAGGUGUAUUAUGAGCAUCUUUCAAGAUUAUGUGGGAGAUAAGAUGGAAGAUUUCAUGGACGAUUUCACAGUCUAUGGAGAUAACUUCAAUCAAUGUCUCAAUAAUCUAGAACUCAUCUUCAAAAGGUGUGUUGAAACCAAAUUGGUAUUGAAUGCCGAAAAAGGCCACUUCAUGGUAGAACAAGGUAUUGUUCUAGGCCAUGUAGUAUCCAAAGAGGGGAUGCAAGUCGAUAAAGCCAAAGUCGACGUUGUACAGAACCUGCCAUAUCCGACAUGUGUCAAAGAUAUUCGCUCUUUCUUAGGCCAUGCUGGAUUCUACCGAAGAUUUAACAAGGAUUUCUCAAAGAUCUCAGCGCCCAUGUGUAGAUUAUUACAGAAGGAUAUAGAGUUCGAAUUUGGAGACGAUUGCAAGGAAGCAUUCGAUAAGUUGAAGACUGCACUCACCACCACUCUAAUUGUGAAACCACCUGAUUCGAAACUACCGUUCGAAAUCAUGUGUGAUGCAAGUGACGUUACCAUUAGACCUGUUCUAGGUCAGAGAGUUGACAAGGUACCUCAUGUUAUCUAUUAUGCUUCAAGAACCCUAGAUGCUGCUCAAAAGAACUACACUGCCACAGAAAAAGAGAUGCUUGUCGUUGUCUUUGCUUUGGAAAAGUUUAGACCGUAUAUCCUAGGAUCUAAGGUGAUAAUCUACUCCGAUCAUGCUGCAUUGAGAUAUCUAAUGAAAAAGAAAGAAGCAAAAGCUAGGCUUAUGCGAUGGCUUUUGUUAUUCCAAGAGUUUGAUAUCAAAAUACGAAACAAGAAAGGAGCUGAGAAUGUUGUUGCCGAUCACCUAAGUAGAAUUGAAAGCAAAGAAGAGGAAAUCGCAAUCAAUGAAGUGGUGCCUUUUGAAGAAUUGUUAGUUGUUUCUCAACUUCCCUGGUAUGCUGAUAUUGUCAAUUACUUAGUUGUUCGUCGCCUACCUUCAGAUCUUAGCAGAGGACAAAAAUUGAAGAUCAUAAAAGUCUUCGAUGUAUGGGGAAUUGAUUUCAUGGGACCUUUUCCUCCCUUGGACAAGAAGUAUUACAUUUUCUUAGCCGUGGAUUAUGUUUCUAAAUGGGUUGAAGCUAUUGCUACGGAAAAAGAUGAUGCUAGGAUUGUGGUCAAAUUUUUGAAGAGUAAUAUUCUGCAUCGAUUUGGAAUACCAAGAUACCUCAUCAGUGACCGUGGAACUCAUUUUUGUAAUAAGAUUGUGCAAGCACUAGUUGAGAAAUAUGGAGUACACCAUAGGGUAUCUACUUCAUAUCAUCCUCAAACUAGUGGACAAGCUGAGAUAUCUAAUCGUCAAGUGAAGCUGAUUUUGGAAAAAACAGUCAAUGUUCAAAGAAAGGAUUGGAGUAUGCGACUAGGAGAUGCUUUAUGGGCCUAUCGUACAGCUUAUAAGACACCUCUAGGUAUGUCCCCAUACAGAAUUGUGUUUGGAAAACCAUGUCAUUUACCUGUGGAAUUAGAGCACAAAGCAUGGUGGGCAGUUAAGCAAUGCAAUCUUAAUUUUGACAAAGCUGGAAUUCAAAGGAUGUUACAAUUGCAAGAGCUUGAGGAAAUUAGGAAUGAAGCCUAUGAGAAUGCAAGAAUUUACAAGAAAAAAACUAAAGCUCUGCAUGAUCAAAGGAUAUUAAGAAGAACAUUCCAUGAAGGUCAGAAAGUUUUGUUAUUUACAAGUUCGAUCAAACAUCAUGGAAAAUUAAGAUCAAAAUGGGGAGGACCUUAUGAGAUAAUACAAGUAUACCCCAAUGGAUCAGUGGAAAUAGUUAAUCCAAUUAAAGGGAAUCAAUUUAAAGUUAAUGGGCAAAGACUCAAGCCUUACUUCGAACCAUUAACAAUAGCGUUGAUUGAAGAAAUUAAAUUGGAGGAUCCUAUUUAUCUUCCAAUUUAA
Corchorus capsularis is the source of this 4797-nucleotide messenger RNA. Lineage: Eukaryota; Viridiplantae; Streptophyta; Magnoliopsida; Malvales; Malvaceae. The record is from the annotation of a GenBank genome assembly.